Condylura cristata (star-nosed mole) is the source of this 1060-nucleotide messenger RNA. It is a transcript of the gene MAGIX, whose product is annotated as MAGI family member, X-linked. Bases 72 to 860 code for a protein of 262 amino acids. The transcript has 4 exons. The record is from RefSeq and is a predicted model, not a curated record. Gene Ontology annotation, molecular function: protein binding. NCBI's taxonomy places the organism in Eukaryota, Metazoa, Chordata, Mammalia, Eulipotyphla, Talpidae.
AAGUCAGAGGCUCAUAGUGGGUAGCUUCCACGCACUCUUUUAAUUGCCUCUUCAAUCCCCCAGCCACCUGCAUGUUGGAUUCUGCCGAGAUAGAGGUCACAGACAGACGCCUCCCUAAUCCUACCUUGGUGGAUCAUCCAUCCCAGCAUCGUCAGCCCAACACCUUGGGUACACGUACCACACGGCCUCAAAUGACCCAGGUUAAGGCACAUUGUGCUUUGAAGCAUCUUCAGGGCUCUGGUCAGUUCUGCGUAGAACUGGUUCGCGGCCCCGUGGGCUUUGGUUUUACUUUAAGCGGCGGACGAGAUGCGACUGGGAACACUCCAUUGGCAGUGGGUGAGCUGCUGAAGGAUGGGCCUGCACAGCGCUGUGGUCGUUUGCAAGCUGGGGAUCUCGUGCUUCGCAUAAAUGGAGAGUCAACUCAGGGCCUCUCCCAUGCCCAGGUUCUGGAGCAGAUUCGGACAGGCAGUCCCAGGCUCCAUCUCGUGCUUCGCAGGCCUCUUGUGACCCACCCUGGCAAACCUGAAGGGGUGUCAGGGCCCCAGAAAAGAGAUGAUCGCCCAGGUCCUGGGAGACCAGAGGUCUUGAGUUCUAGCAGUGCCAGCGCUUCCCCAUUUCAGCAUCUGGGAUCCCGUGAACCACCCCAAACCCGGGGCAGCCAGGAGCCUAGCCCAGAGCGAGCGGCCGACGACCCCGCCAUUUCUCCCUCAGAGCGCAUCACGGAGGAUCCCGGCGACCGAACCCCUGGUUCCCCGGGGCCCUGGCUAGUGCCGAGCGAAGAAAGGCUCUCGCGAGCCUUAGGAAUCCCGGGAUCCGCGCAGCUGUCGCUGGAGAUGGCAGCCGGAAGGCGGAGGCACUGAGCAGGCAUCAGACAGCUGGUGCUUUCUCGGCACUGCCCAACCUGGAUCUGGCGUCGUGGACAGAGCUUCCCUUCGGUUUUGUCCCCCCUGCUGCAGCGCAGUCGACCAGCCCGCGCUCCCCUCGCGGAGUCAGUGGUAUAGUCUUCCCAGACCGGCCAGCCCGGCGCUUCUUGUUUCAGGAGGGGGAGGUAAUAAAAUGG